UGCAUCGAUAUUGUAAUCGAUAUAUCUCCACCUUUAAAGGAGAGCAAGCGUAAAAGAAUAUUAGCUAGUUUUGUAAUUGGCAAAUUUUUAGUUUAUUAUAUACAUUUAGUGCAUAUCAUUUAAGCUACAGCCCCGCAUCCAACUAUGCUGUGGGCGCCUAGGCUGCUGUUGCUAGUGCUGGCGCUGUUCGGCAGCAGCGUCAUCAUUGUCGAUUGCUUCUAUGUGCCCGGCGUGGCACCCGUAGAAUUUGUGCGAGGCCAAAAAAUCGAUGUAAAGGCGGUAAAAAUGACGAGCAGCCGCACACAGCUGCCAUAUCAGUAUUAUUCGCUACGGUUCUGUUACCCCAAGAACGGCACACUUAUCUUUAAGUCGGAGAAUCUCGGUGAAGUGCUGCGUGGCGAUCGAAUUGUCAACACACCCUACGAGGUGCAAAUGGCAGAGAAUAUUAACUGCAAACUGCUGUGCAAUCAAAAGGAUUUGCCCAUUACUUGGACCAAAGAGGAUUCGGCCACGGUAGCGGAACGCAUACAACAUGAAUACUAUGUCCAUCUACUGGUCGAUAAUCUGCCGGUGGCAACACGGAUUGUCAGUGCCAACAAUCCCAAUGAUAUUACUUAUGAGCAUGGCUAUCGAUUAGGCCAAGUAGAUGGUGACAACAUUUAUAUCAACAAUCAUUUGAAGUUUAUUCUGUCCUAUCACAUGUACACUAAGGAUAAGUAUCGUGUGGUUGGCUUUGAAGUUGUUACAGGCUCUGUCAAUCACAAGGAGCUCAAAUUUGAGGAUGACACUUGCAAUUUUCCGGAUAAUCCGCGACCACAGCUUGUAAAUCCCUCGGGCGAAACCAAACUGUAUUUCACCUACUCUGUGGUCUGGAAGGAGUCCAAAGUGAGCUGGGCCUCACGCUGGGACAUCUACCUGGGCAUGCGUGACGUACAGAUCCAUUGGUUUAGCAUCAUCAAUUCGCUGGUCGUCGUCUUCUUCCUGUCUGGCAUACUGACCAUGAUCAUGAUUCGUACGCUGCGUCGCGACAUUGCUCGCUACAACACAGACGACAACAUCGAAGAUACUCUUGAAGAGACCGGCUGGAAAUUGGUGCAUGGUGAUGUAUUCCGUCCGCCCAAGAACACAAGACUUUUCUCGGCCAUCAUUGGCAGCGGCAUUCAAAUCUUCUUCAUGGCCAUGAUAACCAUCUUCUUUGCUAUGCUGGGCAUGCUGUCGCCUUCGUCACGUGGCGCUUUGAUGACCUCUGGCAUCUUCAUGUAUGUGUUUAUGGGCACUAUUGCUGGCUACUAUGCUGCACGACUCUACAAGACGAUGAAGGGACGCGAGUGGAAGCGUGCGGCCUUUCUUACAGCUACUUUGUACCCGGGUAUUGUUUUUGGCACUGGCUUCUUUCUGAACUUUUUCAUUUGGGAUAAGUCAUCGAGUGGUGCUGUUCCCUUUACCACAAUGAUCUCGCUGUUGUUGCUUUGGUUUGGCAUUUCAGUGCCACUUGUUUACCUUGGCUUCUAUCUGGGCUAUCGCAAACAGCCGUAUCAGCAUCCCGUGCGCACCAACAUGAUUCCACGACAGGUGCCCGCUCAACAAUGGUACAUGAAUGCCGCAUUGAGCACUCUAAUGGCUGGCAUUUUACCAUUUGGAGCGGUUUUUAUCGAGCUUUUCUUUGUCUUUACUGCCAUUUGGCAGAAUCAAUUCUAUUAUCUAUUUGGAUUUUUGUUUUUGGUCUUUUGCAUUCUUGUAGUCAGCUGCGCGCAAAUCUCAAUUGUCAUGACAUAUUUUCAACUGUGUGGCGAGGACUAUCGUUGGUGGUGGCGAAGCUUUAUCGUAUCGGGUGGCUCAGCUGUUUAUGUGCUUUUUUAUAGCAUAUUUUACUUCUUUACCAAACUGGAGAUUACAGAAUUUAUACCCACAUUGCUCUACUUGGGUUAUACAGGUCUAAUGGUGCUUACGUUCUGGCUAUUGACUGGAUCUAUUGGCUUCUUUGCUGCUUACGUUUUCAUACUGAAAAUCUAUGGUGCUGUGAAGAUCGAUUAGAGAAGCUUCUUAUUUACAAAACGCUGCACGCCAAACUAUCCCCGCAAUAUAUCAUUUGAUCGUAAUACUUAUUGCCUAUAUUAUAAAUAUUUAUAUAUGACAGCCUAGCAUUAUAAAAGCAAAUGUACCAAGCCCCCAAAAAAAUCAGCCAAAGGCCAUGUGUAAUAUUCUGUUCAACCUUCAGCUCCUCCUCCUACUCUCCGAUCAUCAAAAUCGUGCUAUAAUUUUCCUUCCAUCCAUCUGCUGUGCUUUUCCCAACAAAAAACUCAAUUACUACGCUUCAAUAGUAUUUCCUUUCCUUGGGGAUCACUCAUGUCUCGAGUGCAUUGCGUUAGGAUACAUUCUAGAAAUGCCUAAUUUAUAUAUGUAAAGUAAAAAUCCUAAUCUAUAAGCUAAAACAUAAAUACAAGAAAUCUAAUAAAAUAAGCUAAGUAUAAAUGGCAAAUAAGUGAUUAAAGUAAAAUUAACAUUGUAAA
Messenger RNA from Drosophila nasuta, 2510 nucleotides. RefSeq names its product transmembrane 9 superfamily protein member 4 (gene TM9SF4). The transcript has 6 exons. The record is from RefSeq and is a predicted model, not a curated record. NCBI's taxonomy places the organism in Eukaryota, Metazoa, Arthropoda, Insecta, Diptera, Drosophilidae. Gene Ontology annotation, cellular component: membrane. Gene Ontology annotation, biological process: protein localization to membrane. Bases 145 to 2034 code for a protein of 629 amino acids.